AUGAGUACCUCAUCGCCCAAAAAGCGAUUCCGCGCCAAGGUACCACCUGAAAAGCGGAAGAGGAUUGCGCAGGCCUGCACGGAAUGCCGCAAGCGAAAACGGAAAUGUCGCCAGCAAGAAAGCGGGAUUUGCGUACAAUGCCAGGAGAAUCAGACAGAGUGUCACUCCGAAGCGAUCUCUAGGGAGAUUGAAGUCCCAUUCACUGAUGGACGGUCCAUCUCCAAGUGGCGGGUCCCUCCAGCAGCUCAACAAUAUAUCGAAGACGAGGUGAAACAGCUGCACCCCGGAAUGCAUGUGCCUUUCGAGGUUAUCCGAUCGGCAGCCCUGGCGAUGGAGAAGUACAGGGUUGUUGAAGACGUUGCCGACACCGUGGCGGCUCCACCAGAACCACAAUAUCCGUUGAAUGAGGGAUUUCUGGACCACUUCUCCAAACAGAUUUCGCAAGCCGUGGGCAGGCCAAUCGAGAGUCCAACACCGACGGGGAGCCUUCAUGGUUUCGACGACCAUCACGAACUCCUCAGUGAACUCCUAACCCAACUGCCUUUGUGGCCGAAGGCCGACACCUUGAUCUCGGCCUUCUUCCAUUACGGAGAAAGCAACUGGUAUUACUGUGACCAGGAGAGGUUCCGGAAAAGGCUCGACUCCAUCUAUCAGCACGGUAUUCAGAGCAGCGAGGCCACGCCGGAAUUCGUCUGCUUGACCCUCAUGGCUCUGGCCAUGGGCAGCCACUUCCAGCAUCUCCCAACCUUGUCGCGAUCAUAUCUCCAGAACAUGCCGGACGAUGACAACCGACUCCCAGGAAGAAGAUAUUUUGAGGCGGCACAACAGCUCCUGCCAUACAUCAUGCAACAUAUCAGCAUUGAAAGUGUCCAGAGCACCGUUCUUAUGGCGCUAUUCCUCCUUCCGGUCGGACAGCGGAAGUCGAACUACACCUUGAUCGGAUUGAGUCUUCGCAUGGCCAUGGCGCUGUCUCUGCAUAGACGAACAUUCGAUACGACACCACUGGCGGAAGAGUCAAGAAGAGUGUUUUGGACUGUUUGGUGCCUGGAGAAACGACUUUCUUUGGUCUGGAGGGCACCCGAUAUGCUACGGGAAAGAGAAAUCACAGCUCCAAUGCCAGCGCAUCACGUUUCGUUGGACUCCAGCAACCCCCAGAAACUGGUCCGACUGAGGGCGUUCGUCGACUUGACCAAAAUACAAAGCUAUGCCGCACAGAUCAGCACGUCAGAAGCAGACAUUGGCGAGAUCUUGAAGAUAGAGGAGCGUCUACAAAUCUGGAACCAAAGCUUGCCCGACUCGCUCCGCUCGUAUGAUCCUGAUCAUAUGCGCGCAACGAUUCAUCUUCAGGUCAUGUACAACUUGAUUUGGAUGGAGCUUGGCCGCGCGCCUCUACUCUCGCUGGUGAAGCAGGCGAUCGAUCACCAACUUGCAGAUUCACCGACUUCAGCAGAUAAACGACAGCGACAGCAGCGACGUCUGGCCGAGCUCUGCGCCUCGUCUGCGCACACAGUGCUCCGGCUUGUUCAGUCAUUGCGGCAGGUCGGCCGGCUCGCCGCCUUCUCUUACUCCGACUUCCACGCUUGCAGCUCUGCCGUUGUUUUGAUUUUGGUAGAUUCCCUCCUCCACCCUCGUCUCGGAGUUGCAGAUGCUGUUGGCGUGGGCAUCGAAACGCUGGAGAUGCUCGCCUUUGGGAACGAGUACGCCCAACGAGGGGUCACAUUGGUUAAACGCUUCUGCAAAAUGGUGGGCGAAGUCACGCCCGGGCGCGUGGGCACUGACACGGACGCGCCGGGACGUCAGACUAGCGAUCGCCUCGUAAAGCGAACAGCUUCGGCCGCAUCGCUAUCUACAGAGGACACGUCUCUCGGACCAGGACUACCCAUAGUCGACGUCGCAAAUAGCGAGCAGUCCGCAUGGUCCGUCAACGAUGUGAGCUACGCUGGGUCUAGUUGCAUCAAUCAUUCGUACGAAGAAGCCGACUUUGCUGCCUUGGAAGCAAUCAUGGGUCCUGGCUCUGAUCUUUGGACCGACGAUCAAAAUGUGGAAGAUCUUUGUUUUUUUGGCUUCAGUGGGGUCGGCCCCGGUAUUCUUUAGCAUCAGUCAUCCGUACUGAUGGUUGAGAUAGGUGAAAAAGAAUGGGGGCGGCAGGAAUGAAGCAGGCCAUUACAAAGUGGAUUUUCAAGUUAUAACUCGGUAAUUGAAUCGGCGUGGUUCGAGCUUUUAAAUAUCUC
Exophiala mesophila is the source of this 2231-nucleotide messenger RNA. RefSeq lists its product as uncharacterized. Gene Ontology annotation, biological process: regulation of DNA-templated transcription; DNA-templated transcription. The record is from RefSeq and is a predicted model, not a curated record. The transcript has 7 exons. Gene Ontology annotation, molecular function: DNA-binding transcription factor activity, RNA polymerase II-specific; DNA binding; zinc ion binding. NCBI's taxonomy places the organism in Eukaryota, Fungi, Ascomycota, Eurotiomycetes, Chaetothyriales, Herpotrichiellaceae. Bases 1 to 2094 code for a protein of 697 amino acids.